Molecule: messenger RNA, 1540 nt
Organism: Pecten maximus
Lineage: Eukaryota; Metazoa; Mollusca; Bivalvia; Pectinida; Pectinidae
Product: ganglioside GM2 activator-like
Exons: 4
Coding region: 707-1357 (216 amino acids)
Biological process (GO): ganglioside catabolic process; lipid transport
Cellular component (GO): cytoplasmic side of plasma membrane
Molecular function (GO): enzyme activator activity; lipid carrier activity
Source: RefSeq, a predicted model, not a curated record
ACUGUCGCUGAGCAUGUUUGUAGGUAAAAUCUUAUACAAUUUAAAUUUCACUCUAACCAAAUCUGAAUAAAGAACAUGGAAUUAUUGGGCAAUCCCGGGAAUAAACAAAAUCACAGGAGCAACUACUGAGCAAAAAUACGUUUGAACCCACUGGUAAAUUACCGUAGCUGCUGAUGGGGUGUUCAACAAUAUAAACAAUAAAAACCCCAUCUGAACAACUCUAAUUCCUUACACCCAACAGAACACACGAUUAUUAUUAUCAUUAUAUCACCUUAAAAACCAUGUAUUUUGACAACUGUCUUGAGGGUUUCGAUCGUCUCCGAGGUAUGAAGACUUUAAGCACCACCGAGGUGUCAUGAAAGAUGAAACAGCCAUAUGAUACAGUUUAAUUUAUUUUCGUCUCUAAUAUAUCUAGCUCUCAAUCUAUAUUGAAAGAAGCUCUGAUACCUCGCAUGGCUUUUGUACAAUCAUUUUAUCAAAUCAAAUCCCAUAUCUAAAUAGAGUAUAUUAUCACAUCACGUCUCAAGGAUGAUAUCGUUAUCUGUGAUUGAAAGGUCACGUUUUGAUAGUAGCAUUGAUAUACAGCUAUCUACUAGAUUGGACAGUAGUCUCUCACCGAAUUCAUGCAUAUACAAGUUUCGAUAUGCAACCAAAUAAAUAGGUUUAUUUAGAGAUCACUAUUCAUUCUAGCUAAAGCAAACGAAACAUGAACACCUUUGUCUUACUUCUGACUGCCAUGGCUGUACUUAACAUUAGUACAGCCAGUGUUUUGAAAUUUGAACAGAGGGAAUUUGAAGAUGAAACUGAUCUUGUAAUGGACUUGUUUUACAAAUCAGUCACACCAGAACGAUUCCAACCAGCAGGCUUUUUCAAGAAAUGGGGAAACAAAAGGUCAAAGGUGACCGCUUUCCAGUGGAUGGACUGUGGAGGAACGGGAGCAGCUUUUAAGAGUUUAACCGUCUCUCCUGAUCCACUCAAGUUUCCCGGAACCAUGACGAUUGGGGCUUCAGCAGUAAUCAACACGACUUUGGACUCACCACUUCAGACUAACCUGACAGUCGAGAAGAGAGUAGGCUCCACCUAUGUCAAGAUUCCUUGCAUUGACAAUUUCGGUUCCUGUGUGUAUGACGAUUUGUGUGAUAUCCUUGAAGGGGCGACUUGUCCUGAUGUACUGACAAAGAACGGAAUCAACUGUUACUGUCCAUUUAAAGCGAAAUCAUACACAUUGCCGCCCUCUCCAUUUGAUGCUGAAUCUUUCUUCUUUCCCUCUGGCGAUUAUCACCUCAGAGGAGAGAUAAGGAUCAAUGGCAAGUUUAUGGGUUGCCUCGAUGUGCACCUCUCCGUCGCCAAGACCUAGUCUGACCUUAACUAUCUCUUGUACAGUCGACACUUGUGGUGAUAUCACUAGGUCAAAAUUGUUCCUGUACUUGUUGAUAGGUAAUGUCAUAUAACGACACAGCUAUUAAUAAAUCAUAAUCCUUCCGACGAGUUGUUAUAAUAGUUGUUGUCAUUUGCAUUAAAAUGUUUUUCAUGAUGUUAA